UUCAGGUGCAUUAAACACACCUCCCAAGUAAAGCUCGCUCCUCCCACCUUCUGCACACCUGCAUAUAAGCUCACCUGUAGCAUCAGCAGCACAGAGCUUCCUGCAUUCCUCUGGAUCCCACCUGUCCUCUAGCUCAAAGAAAAUCCUGCCAACCAUCAUGGCCUCCAGCAUGUCAUUGAGGGGUUACUCCAUGAGCCGUCAGCCCUCUUUUUCCAGUCGUUCUCUGAUGGACAGCGGGCGCGCUCGCUCCCGUGCUUCGGUGUCUUUCUCCGCUGCCAGUCCGUUGACCCGCUCAGCUUCUAUCGGCCAAGAUCUCAAUGGCCCAGUCAGCCUGCAACUGAACGGACUGCACGGCAACAGCACCAAUGAGAAGGAGGCUAUGCAGAGUCUCAACAACCGCCUGGCUAACUAUCUAGACAAGGUGCGUUCACUGGAGCGCUCCAACGCAGACCUGGAGACGAAGAUCAAGCAGCUGAUGCUCGACCGCAUUCCCAAAGGUCAUGACCUUGAUGCCAUGAUGGCCCAGGCUCAUGCUGUUGAGCAAGAGGUGAGGAAGAAGACCUUGGAAAAUGCUCGUCUCAUGUUGGAGAUUGAUAAUGCUAAACUGGCUGCAGAUGACUUCAGAGUCAAGUGGGAGACUGAGCUGGUGAUGUGUCAGUCUGUGGAGCGAGACUGCGUUGCCCUGAAGAAGGCCAAGACAGACCACGAGCAGAUCAUUGCCUCUCUGAGAGGAGAUCUGGACAGCCUGAAAGAAGAACUUUACUUCCUCAAGAAAAACCAUGAGGAGGAACUUGAGCAGAUGAAGUCUCGUAUUGCCAGGGACGAGGUGAAUGUGGAGGUGGACUCGGCCCGCGGGCCAGAGCUGGGAUCCAUUCUGUCUGACCUGCGUACCCAGUAUGAAGCCAUUGUCAAGAACAACAAGGAGCAUGCAGAGCAGUGGUAUCACAAGAAGCUGGAGACGGUCCAGAAUGAGGUGAAGGAGAGCAACGAGGCUCUGCGAGGAGCCCAGAGUGAGUUGACUGAGAGGCAGCGCUUCCUGCAGACCCUGGAGGUGGAGCUGGAGAGUCUGCACAAACAGAUAGCCGCUCUGGAGGGUAACCUGAGUGAGACGGGUCAGAAAUACUCAUCUGAGCUGGAGCGGCUACAGGCCACCCUGAGUCAGCUGGAGGACGACCUUUCCCAGCUCAGGCUGGACAUGCAGCGUACCAAAACCGACUAUGAGCAGCUCCUCCGCAUCAAGCAGAACCUGGAAAUGGAGAUCGCCACUUACAGGCGCCUGCUGGAGGGAGAGGAAACAGUUAAGGAAAUUCCACCUCCACCAAAAAAGGAGCCUGAUGUUCGCACCAGGAAGAUUGUGAAAGUGGUGACUCAGACGAUGAUCAAUGGCCAGGUGGUGGAUGAAUCCAGCGAGGUGGAGAAGAUCGAGGAGACCAAGAAAUAGAAAGAGAGAGGAGGAGAUGUAGAUAAAAAUGAAUUGAUUAGCAAAACAAAGAGAGAGUAAGAGAAUGAGAAUAUUACAUAUAUGCUGUGAUGGAGCAUCAGCAUCAUUCAUUCUCGCAACAGAAAAAAAAACAUUGUUCUGAAUAGGGAAUUUUAAGGGAGUAUUAUGUGACUAUGAAUGUUUUGUGUUUUCAGAGAGAUUUUUUUCCCAAAUUUCUUGUUUGUCUCUGGAGAGAGAGCAACGAACUAACCAUCUUCAUACAGUUUUACUAAUAAAAUGUUGUGUACCUCAGCAAGAAAUGUAUUUCUUAGUGUGGUAAAGUUUACUUUAGUCAAUGUAAUACAUGCUUUUACUCCUUUUAGAGAAUAUCAUUUAAUCAUCUUGGUUGUUUUUGUGUUUAUACUCUAAAUAAAGU
Thunnus maccoyii (southern bluefin tuna) is the source of this 1856-nucleotide messenger RNA. RefSeq lists its product as uncharacterized. Lineage: Eukaryota; Metazoa; Chordata; Actinopteri; Scombriformes; Scombridae. The coding region runs from base 158 to 1441 and encodes 427 amino acids. The record is from RefSeq and is a predicted model, not a curated record. Gene Ontology annotation, molecular function: structural molecule activity. The transcript has 10 exons.